Molecule: messenger RNA, 2233 nt
Organism: Gadus chalcogrammus (walleye pollock)
Lineage: Eukaryota; Metazoa; Chordata; Actinopteri; Gadiformes; Gadidae
Gene: atcaya
Product: ATCAY kinesin light chain interacting caytaxin a
Exons: 12
Coding region: 1-1110 (369 amino acids)
Biological process (GO): apoptotic process
Cellular component (GO): cytoplasm
Source: RefSeq, a predicted model, not a curated record
AUGGGCACUACCGAGGCUCGGCUGAGCAUGGAGAACAUGGAGGUAAAGGACGAGUGGCAGGAUGAAGACUUCCCAAAACCACUACCGGAGUACGGCGACAUGGACCCCGCAUGCGGCCUCACAGACGACCGAGCCUCCCCCCCACACUCUCUCCACGUCAGCGCCAGCGGUGGCGGCGGGUCCUCCACUCACCGCAAGCGGCGCACGCUGAUCGCCCCGGACAUGAACCUGUCCCUGGACCAGAGCGAGGGCUCCCUGCUGUCGGACGACUUCCUGGACACGCCGGACGACCUGGACAUCAACGUGGACGACCUGGACACCCCCGACGAGAACGACUCGCUGGAGUUCAUCACCAACGGCAACGACCUCGAAUGGGAAGACGAUGCGCCGGUGGCCUCGGCCAAGGCGGCACCCGCGGACGGCUCAGGGGACGUGGACGACGAGGGGGUGGGCGCCAACGGGCGUCUCUGGAGGACGGUGGUCAUCGGGGAGCAGGAGCACCGGAUCGACAUGCAGGUCAUCAGACCCUACCUGCGCGUCAUCACCCACGGAGGUUACUAUGGUGAGGGCUUGAACGCCAUCAUUGUGUUCUCGGCGUGCUACCUGCCAGACAGUAGCUGCUCAGACUACCACUACAUCAUGGAGAACCUCUUUCUGUAUGUGGUGAGCAGUCUGGAGAUGCUCGUGGCUGAAGACUAUCUCAUCAUCUACAUGAACGGAGCUACGCCCCGGGGCAAGAUGCCAGGGAUCAGCUGGCUGAAGAAGUGCUAUCAGAUGAUUGACAGGAGGUUGAGGAAGAACCUCAAGUCUCUGGUCAUCGCCCAUCCCACUUGGUUCAUCCGCACCGUACUGGCCAUCUCCAGACCAUUCAUCAGUGUUAAGUUCAUGAAUAAGAUCCAGUAUGUGCACAGUCUGGACGAGCUGGCAGAGAUGGUUCCCAUGGAGCACGUCCAGGUUCCAGAGUGUGUGGUGCAAUUUGACGAGGAGAGAAUUAAAGCACGAAGAGAGAGGUUGGAGCAAGAGCAGAGACAACAAGAACAGCAACAGCAGUCAAACCCACCACAACCAGCUAAAAAGUCUGACAGGCCAAAGUCAAUGAUUUCGGGAUAACUAUUCCCUGAAUGACUCUCUCCUCAUACGUGCAUAAGUGUACAGCAAAGGUUUGGCACACGAGUCGUUCAUGUGAUACCUGCUGAAGGCCGACACAUCUGACAAACCCACCAAGACACCCUUAUUCGAGUAUACAGGACCUGAUGUCAUGUCUUCAUUUGGAGGUCAAAAUGUUCACUUUUGGGAACCUCAUCGUCCAUUUGUCUUUGAAGGUGAAAUGAUUAAAUAGCCAAGUACAAUAUCCCAAUGACAGUGUUUGAGCAUAUCUGGAGUUGUCCUGUCAAUCACAGACCAUGAGAGCAUAUGAGUCUAGCAGUACUUUAGCUUUAAAAUAUACUCAUGCUUCCUAACUGUAGUACCUUCACGUGUAAGAACUCUUUUCAAACACAUCAGAAAGCCUUUAUAUUUAUUUUUGCUUCAUAGAUGCUAUAUAAAGAGGCGUUUUUGGGGGUCGACUGUUGUCUUCUGAGACCUUGAAAUAAUGAUCAUGGUUUAUUUUUAUUAAGAUUAAUGAUUGUUUAUUGAUGUUUCAAUGUCUUCAGACCAUCAAUGCUCAAUGUCAGAUUGUUUAUAUUGGUAUUUCUUAGACCAUAUUGAAUUUGUGGAGGGAUAUUUCAGCUUCAGGGCUGUUUUGCAGCCAAUUGUAUGACAUGUAAGUUGCCAUUUAGACGUGCCUCCAUCUUCUCUGUGGUAGCACAGGUUUCAUUUGCACCUUGUUGCCUGGGUAGCAAUCUGUGUUAACUAGAAUAAUCAUAGCAUAAGAUUUACCACGCAUCAUAUGUGGUGUAGGAGACCAGCAAGACUAAAUAAUCAUGAAAUAUUAUUUCAUAAGGAUAUAUUUGCUUGCCUUGUUAUUUUUUCAAGUGGUAUUAAAACGUGGGUGUGUAUUUGUUUCUAUGUUUUACAUAGCAUGCUAAUUUGUUUUAUGUUUUUCUAUACCUGAAUGAGUAACAUAUUGUUUGCUUAUUCAUUUUCUUCUGUUGAACAAACAUAACAUAUUGGUUUUUAUUUUUGUACAAAAAGCCAUUGUGUUUCCUGCUUAUGGUUAUUUUACCCUGAAGCAUCUGUCUUGUCCUUUUAUUUGUACAACUGGUUACAUAGAAUCAGAACUGUUUACUUUUUA